AAGUGUCAAAGUGGGCCUGUUUCGAAGAGCGCAACAUAAAAAGUGAUUUUUUAAAAGUUUUCCACAAAUCCUUCCUUAAUUUUGCGAGCCGUUUGAUUCUUAGAACGCGGAGUCAAUCCAACGGCCCUACCGUCGAUGCAGCAGUAAGCUCGGCAAGCGAUGUGGAAAUAUGUUUCCCGUCGUAUCCGUGAUGUGUACGACAGAACUGCCGGGAUCUUAGAAGUACGGCGCACCUGGAACUGCGGUCCCGGAGAGCGCUUCUGUGCGGAAAAUCCGCCUGAGGAAGGUGCUGGCGCGAGCAACGAAGAAAGCCAUGGAAAGCGCUUCUGUCUGUUGCAAGCGGUUCGCCCGAGCCAGCUGGACGGACAUACGCGGAAGGAGUACGGAACCGGAUCGAACCAGUCCGAGCGGGAGGGCUUCAAGCGGAAGGAACACCAUCAACCGCGCUUGGAACACUCCUGGAUCGGAGCAAUAACAUGGACGAGUGCCAUCAUUUGCGGCUGGUACACGAGUCAGCUGUUGUGUCUUUACCGUCGCACCCAACAUCCCGGAGGACGCUGUUACCAGUCUCCGCUGCUUCGAACCGCGGCUGAGCAAAAUGGCCUGUCUUUGCUACAUUGCCGGGUGCUCUCGGAGUACUUUAGGCAGCAGACCACAACGCUGCCAUCUGUAUUCUCCAUCGAAUCGCGUAGCUCUUCCUCGGAUAGCAUAUCGCUCGGAAGAAAAUCAGCUCACGGUUCAUCGUUUGCCAGCUUCGGUGGGAUUCCUCUCAGUGAGUUCGUGGACUAUACAGAUGGCCACCAAGCGUUGAGGCAGAACUUUGCUUUCCGAGUCAACAAUGAUCGGAAACCGACCGUUUCUGUCGCCGUUCCGGGCCCCAGCUCUGGCACCGUACAUCACCCGUCCGCAACAUCGUCCAUUGAGCAGCAGCAUGAACCUGAAACGAUCGAAUCGGCCGUGGGGAACUUGCUCAAUGUUCUGGGAGAAAUUGAAUAUCAACUUGGCUGCCAGAACCUGGAGCAGGGAGAGUAUAGUGCAGCCGUUUCUCAUCUAAAAUUGGGAACUAGCCACCAACACGCCGGUGCUGCCUUCAAUCUUGGUGUAUGCUAUGAACAGGGCUACGGUUUGCCCAAGGAUUUGCGAAUGGCUCUGGAAUGCUACCAGCUUGCGGCGGAGCAAGGUCAUCCACAGGCGUUGUAUAAUCUUGGUGUGUUCUACGCUCGAGGGUCUGCCGGUUUACGUCCUAGUCGCUCGAUGGCCAAAAAGUACUUCGUUGCUGCCGCCGAACUUGGUUUGGAAGAGGCCAUUAGGGCUCUAGGUCCCAAGUACCAGCAGGGCAGGAAGCCCUCCAUGGAGGUGCCGGUGUCGGGUUUUGAGGAGUCAUCGAUUACCGAUGCUAAACGGCAAUUUUCGCUCGUUAACGUGGAGCAGUUCCACCCCGCGAAACGCAUUGAAGGAUGGACUAACAUGCCGCUUCAAAUCGUAGCCGCUCGUGGUUAGACGUGAAGUGGACAAACUUACCUACAGUUGACCUUUCGUAGGAUCUGUCCUUAAUGUUGUGUGUGAUUUUUUCUUGUUCUUUUCUGUGUCAUUUUAACCGGUGUUUGGUUUAAUUUGGAAGCCUCCACCGCCCGAUCUACACCUCUUCGUCAUACUGCGUUUGUAGUAAGCGAUCGGUUACAAGAAGAUUGAUUGUUUUAUUGUGCUCUGUACCUUUCGCUGGCCACAGUGUGGCAGUAUCGGAUUAUGUGUAGCAACUAUUGACAAUGACGGGCUUCGGUAUGGUAUUUGUUUUUAGUGCAUGUGCUGGAUCGUAGAUCAAGAAUAAAAACCAUUUGAAAGUUUAUAAAGUAAAAUAUUAACUUUUCUAAAUAU
Molecule: messenger RNA, 1875 nt
Organism: Anopheles darlingi
Lineage: Eukaryota; Metazoa; Arthropoda; Insecta; Diptera; Culicidae
Exons: 3
Coding region: 160-1500 (446 amino acids)
Molecular function (GO): protein binding
Source: RefSeq, a predicted model, not a curated record